Caenorhabditis remanei is the source of this 3006-nucleotide messenger RNA. RefSeq lists its product as uncharacterized. The record is from RefSeq and is a predicted model, not a curated record. Gene Ontology annotation, molecular function: chromatin binding; transcription corepressor activity; sequence-specific DNA binding. Gene Ontology annotation, biological process: negative regulation of transcription by RNA polymerase II. Gene Ontology annotation, cellular component: nucleoplasm; NuRD complex. Lineage: Eukaryota; Metazoa; Nematoda; Chromadorea; Rhabditida; Rhabditidae. The transcript is spliced from 7 exons. Bases 1 to 3006 code for a protein of 1001 amino acids.
AUGACAACACCGACGACGGCAACAACAACUGCGACACCCACUGCGACUGCAACAACUCGAGUCACUUAUGCCGUCGGAGAUUUUGUGUAUUUCGACGAUCCCUCUGCAACCGAUGCGCCAUUUCAGAUCCGAAAAAUUGAUGAGCUUGUCAAGACAGAAAAAGGAAGUGUAGACGCCCGGUGUGUCAUCUAUCUUCGGAGGAGAGAUAUUCCACAACACCUUCUGAAAAUUGCCGAUCAAGCACAGAGGAGGUUCGAUAAUUAUUACGAAGUUGAUAAGAAGAAACCGGAAAAUUUCACCACAAAAGGAUUUAUUGUGGCCAACGGAUCACCACCAGAAGAGAUAAAAGAAGAGGAUCCCGAGGAUGAUGGUCCACCGAAAAUCGAUCAAGAGGAAGGUGUUGCUCCUGCACCAAUCAAUCAAGGACGUACAAGCUCUGAAGAUGCUCCAGAAAAUACAUCAGAUGACAGUAAACUGAAAGAAAAAGCAGAAUCAGAAUCCACAAAAUUGAUCGAUUGGGGUGAUGGAGGACUUCCUCUGGGAAUUGAAAAAUUGACACCUGAUCAGAGACUACGACUACGACAACACGAAAUUUUUAUGACGAGGCAGUCUGAAAUUCUUCCAGCUACUUUAAUACGUGGAAAGUGCCGAGUUGUGUUAUUGGGAGAUUGUGAAGAGGCGGAGAACUAUUUGCCACAUGAAGAUACAUUCUAUCAUUCUCUUGUUUAUGAUCCUACUGCACAGACAUUGCUGGCUGAUAAAGGAGCGAUUAGGGUUGGAGAAAAGUAUCAGGCAGUUGUAGAUGACUGGAUGGAACCAGAGGAGCGAGAAGCUAAAGAGAAAGCUGAAAAGGAGGCGAAAGAGUUGGCUGAAAAAGUAAAGAAAGAAGAAGAAGAGGCGAGGAUACAACAAGAGAAAGAAGAUGAAGAUUUCGAAAAUGGAAGAGAUCAAUUGAGAAUUGAUGAGGAUGAAGAAAUGCCAGAAGAGAAGGAAAAGAAGGAAGUGGACGACGAAAUCAAGAUCGAAUCCAAUGAAAAUGAAGCUCUUCAGACGGAAAAACCAAAAACGUCAGAUUCUCGAGAAGUUCCUGUCUGGCAUCCAUAUCACGAUCUUGUCGACCGAGAUAUUGAUCAGUAUUUGAUUGUCGCCAGAUCUGUUGGUCUUUUCGCUCGUGCUAUUGAUGGAGCAUCAGCUCCAAAGCUUCCAACUCUUCAGUUGGCUGCUUCAUUCGCUUCCAGAGAUGUUACUAUCCUCCACGCUCAUGCAAUUCUUCAUCAGGCUAACUAUGAUGUUGGUCAAGCUGUCAAAUAUCUUGUACCAGUUGCUUCUAGAGAAGCGUAUCCUUGCCAGGUCGAUGAUGUCUCUGGAUUGCAAACGAAAACUCUCGGAGGACCAAUUUUGUGCAGAGAUCAACUGGAGGAAUGGUCAACACCUGAGAUGAAUUUGUUCGAAGACGCAUUGGAUAAGUGCGGAAAAGAUUUCAGUGAAAUCAGAGCGGACUAUCUUCCAUGGAAGUCUACUAGAGAUAUUGUCGAGUAUUAUUAUCUUAUGAAAGCAUCCAACCGAUACACUGAUCGUAAAAAGAAUAAGCCAUCAGCCAAUGCAUCGGAUGAGAAAUUCACCAACAUCUACAUUCCACCCUUCAACAAAGCUAUCGCUGCUUCGAUUCAGCCAUUCAACACUUCCCAAAAUCUCGUACGAUCCGAGGUUCCCUGUGAAAACUGCGGAACUCUUGACGGAAUCAAUUGGUAUCAAUGGGGAGGCGUUGAGAAGAAAGUGCUGUGUUCGACGUGUUGGGUUAAAUGGAAGAAGUUCGCUGGACUUGAUCAGAAACACGAACUUGAGAGAUUCGAUAAGACACGACCACCAGUCUUGGAUCAACCAGGAGCCGCACCAGGAUCCAAUGGAAACGAUAAACCUCCCGUACUUCAGCAACAGCAACAGAAACCAGCUACGCCUACUGGAUUGGCCAAUCAGACACCACAACAAAGAGCCGCUGCUCAACUUCUCACGUUCAGAAAUGGAAGUGGUGGUACUGGAACUGUAAGUAAACAGAAUUUGUUGUCUGUUGCAAAGGAGGCGUUGGCACGUGGACAGAUCACUCAGGAACAAUUCAUUCAGUUGAAUAGAAACUUUGCAAUGCAUGUCAUGGCACAGCAACAACAGAUUCAACAGCAAACUCAACAGAAUCCGGCUACUCCUGCUCAAUCUGCGGGACCCCAAAAGAAAAAGAUCACCCCAGCCACUAAGCCAGCCGUCGUUUUCUACACAACGAUAUGUCGACGUGCCGUACGAAGAAUACUUCCAAAAAGUGCAUUCAACUUGAGAAGGUUAUCGAGAAGGCCUCAAACUGGAGUGGACGAGGAGAAGAUUCUAAGAGCUAUGAUUCUUAUCGACAAGAAGACCCUUCUCCAAUCUGCAAAUGCAGCUGCGGGCGAAAAACGGCAUUUGAUCCAGGAGCCGGACUUCUUCAAGGGAAUUACUCAUCUCCAACAUACUCUGACGUCGGCAGCAACCGUAAAACGAAGUGCUUCCCAAAUGACCAAUCCUGGAGAGCCAACGGCUAAAAUGCCAAGGCUAGAGCCAUCUGGACCGCCUCCUCGACAGGUUCAUUUCGCUAGACCUCAUCCUCCUAUAGUGGGAAGAUCUGGACUAGUAGCCCCAUCUCUUGAAGACGUCGGAAAUAAUCUUCUUGCCAUGAAAUCAUCACAUCAUCGUCCUCUUGCCACUGCUCAAAUCGUCACAAACCAGAAUUCUUCUCCACUUCUUCGAUACUAUCUUACACAAGUUGUACCCUCUGAGGGUGCUACGUCAUCUCAGUAUUCCUCUGCUUCUUCCAUCAUGCCACGUGUCACACCUACUAAUCAGAUGACGUCACCGGCUCCUGUUCAAAAACCAACCUAUAGAGAACGAAUCAGAAAACUGAUGAGAACGAAAACGGAUUCGAGAUGGUUUGAAAUAAGAGAAGAAGAUGUGAAGCUUGGUGUCGGGCCGAAAUUGAAGUAA